AGCUGUUUCUGAGAAGUCAGCGUUCUUCCUCUCACUUCAUCAAUACGCCGGACUCGGGACACCUUUAUUACACGCAACACCUAAAAACUGAAAAGAACUAGGCUAUACCUUCAUUGUCGGAGCUCUUCCACUAUCGAGGAAGAUACAGAGGUGACCGGCAAUUUACUCCCGCGGCACGGCGCAGGCAACCUGACAGGCGUUUGAAAGGAUGCCGUGGGACAUGCAGGAGCCGGUGUGUCUGGUGGACAAUGGGCCUGAUGGGAGCAUGAGUGUCCAGCAGGGGGCACUGCAGAUCCUGGAGCAGAUCCAGCAGCCGGUGGUGGUGGUGGCUGUGGUGGGGCUCUACCGCACGGGGAAGUCUUACCUCAUGAACCGACUGGCCGGGGAACAGACAGGCUUUGCUCUGGGCAGCACCAUCGAGUCCAAAACCAAAGGAAUAUGGAUGUGGUGUGUACCUCACCCAGAGAAACAAGGACACACUCUGGUGCUGCUGGACACUGAGGGGCUGGGGGACGUGGACAAGGGGGACUCUAAGCACGACACUCAGGUCUUCUCCCUGUCAGUUCUGCUGAGCAGCACUCUGGUCUACAACAGCAGAGGAACCAUCGACAACAGAGCAGUGGAGGAGCUGCAAUACGUCACAGAACUGGCGGAGCACAUCAAAGUGAAGGCAUCGGAUAAACGUGGCGAUGAUUCCGAGUUUGUUAAGAUUUUUCCUUCGUUCAUCUGGGCAGUGAGGGACUUCACUUUGGAGCGAAAGAUUGACGGGCAGGAUGCAACAGAAGACGAAUACUUAGACUUCGCUCUCAAGCUGAAACUUGGCAGCAGUAAAAAAGUGGAAGACUACAAUCUACCUCGAGAGUGCAUCCGGAAGUACUUCCCGUCCCGGAAGUGUUUCACCUUCCCGUUCCCAACCGACCCGGAUAAUGUGAUCCACCUGGAGACGCUGGCCCUGUCCGACCUGAAACCCACUUUCCUGGAGGUCACAGACCGGUUCUGCUCCUACGUGUUUGAGCAAAGCCAUGCCAAGCAGCUGAAGGACGGAUACACAGUGGAUGGCAGAGUCUUCAGCCAUCUGGUGAGGUCGUACGUGGACACCAUUUCCAGCGGGGGCAUCCCGUGUCUGGAGAACGCAGUGGUCGCCAUGGCGCAGAUCGAGAACGAGGCGGCGGUGCGCGAGGGCCUGGAGAUGUACGAGUCGGGCAUGGAGCAGCUGAGGAUCUACUUCCCCGUCUACCUCAAAGACCUCAACACGGAGCACGAGCGCCUCAACAGCCUCGCUGUGGAGAUCUUCAUGAAGCGCUGCUUCAAAGACGACCAGGGAGAACACCUCAAGAAUCUAGAGGAGUCUAUCAACAAUGUGUUUGGCAGUUUCGUGCAGCAGAAUGAGCAGACGUCAGCGCGUCUGUGUGAGGAGAUCCUGAGUGGGCUGUCUGAGGACUUGAGGAAAAAGCUGCAGCAGGGUGUCUACACCGCAGUGGGCGGCUACCAGCUCUUCAGCCAGGACGUGGAGGAGAUUGUGCGCAAAUACAACAGCCAAACCCGUGGGGGAGUCAAGGCAGAGGAGGUGCUGGAUGGGUUUCUGCAGCAGAGGAAAGAGGAGUCAGCUUUUAUCCUGCAUACAGAUCAGACACUGGGAGAGAGGGACCGAGAGAUCUGGGAGGAGCGAGAGCGUGGCGUCCUCCUUGAGCAGGAGGUGCGUGCUGGGGAGGAGCGUCAGCGUCGGCUGGCGGAGAGGAUGGAGGCGGAGAAGAGGAGUAAUGAGGAGCGCGUCAGACUGCUCCUGGUCAAGAUGGAGGAGGACAUGGCACAGCAGCAGAGAGAGAACCAGCGCGCCAUGGACGCCAAGCUACGCGAACAGGAGCGCCUGCUAAAAAUGGGCUUCGAUGCGAAGGCCGGGGACAUGCAACGAGAGAUGGAGGCGAGCAGGAGGAGGUGGGAGGAGGCGGCGCAGAGGAGGCAGAACACGUUCCAGCAGCAGCUGCAGCAGCAGGAGAACAGACACCAGCAGAGCCUGAACUCCCUCAGGGAACAGCAGGAGCAGAUACGCAGGGAGGCCGCCAGACCUCCCCCCAGGAGGAGUAAAUGUAGUAUACAGUAGAGGAGGAGAGGAAGAGGA
This is a messenger RNA of Engraulis encrasicolus (European anchovy), 2119 nucleotides long. RefSeq names its product guanylate-binding protein 1-like. The transcript is spliced from 12 exons. The record is from RefSeq and is a predicted model, not a curated record. Gene Ontology annotation, molecular function: GTP binding; GTPase activity. Bases 209 to 2101 code for a protein of 630 amino acids. Lineage: Eukaryota; Metazoa; Chordata; Actinopteri; Clupeiformes; Engraulidae.